Molecule: messenger RNA, 3079 nt
Organism: Engraulis encrasicolus (European anchovy)
Lineage: Eukaryota; Metazoa; Chordata; Actinopteri; Clupeiformes; Engraulidae
Gene: poc1a
Product: POC1 centriolar protein A
Exons: 11
Coding region: 363-1757 (464 amino acids)
Biological process (GO): cilium assembly
Cellular component (GO): ciliary basal body; centriole
Molecular function (GO): protein binding
Source: RefSeq, a predicted model, not a curated record
UGAAGUCUACUGUUUUGUUGUCCCUGUUUCCACUUAGUUACAGCAUGUAGCAUGGCUUUCCUCUUAGAUAAAGAUAUACCGAUUCGUCUAUAGCUUACCAAACGAUACACCAUCGUAAUUUCAGGAACGGUUCUUGGUCACACCGAGAUUAUGACUGAAGCAUAUCGAAUAUGCCUACGUUGCCAUAAAUUGUACACAGCUUGUUAUGCUAGCACGCUAGCCAGUGAUAGCAGUUUAUCUUCUGCUGAUGUCUCGUUAUUAUAAUGGUUCUGUAGCAGACAUUCAAGACACCCUGGAAAACGUCGUUUAACUACUGCAACGGCGGUGUUCCUUCGUUAAUUUUGUGUUCAGUACAGUGAAAGAUGUCUGCAAUGGGGGACCCUGCCUUGGAGAGGCACUUCAAGGGCCACCGAGAUACAGUCACAUCAGUGGAUUUCAGUUGCAACAUGAAACAAAUCGCUUCUGGCUCACUGGAUUCGUGCGUGAUGAUUUGGAAUAUGAAGCCCCAAAUGAGAGCAUACAGAUUCGUCGGUCAUAAGGAUGCAGUGAUGUCCGUUCAGUUCUCACCCUCAGGACAUCUGGUGGCGUCAGCAUCCAGGGAUAAGACCGUCCGUCUUUGGGUGCCCAGCGUGAAAGGCGAGUCCACGGUGUUCCGAGCGCACACGGGCAGCGUGCGCAGCGUGAGCUUCUCGAGUGACGGCCAGUCGCUGGUGACGGCCUCCGAUGACAAGACCAUCAAGGUCUGGGCCGUGCAUCGCCAGAAGUUCCUCUUCUCCCUGAGUCAGCACAUCAACUGGGUGCGCUCUGCUAAGUUCUCUCCAGAUGGGCGCUUAAUUGUGUCCGCCAGUGACGACAAAACCGUAAAAAUAUGGGACAAAAACAGCCGUGAAUGCAUACACUCAUUUUAUGAACAUGGAGGGUUUGUGAACUACGCUGACUUCCACCCGAGUGGCACCUGCAUUGCAGCAGCCAGCAAUGACAACACGGUGAAGGUCUGGGACAUUCGCAGCAAUAAGCUGCUGCAACAAUACCAAGUGCACAGUGCAGCGGUGAACUCGCUGUCCUUCCACCCCUCUGGGAACUUCCUCAUCACAGCCUCCAACGACUCCACGCUGAAGAUCCUGGACCUGGUGGAGGGCAGACUACUCUACACACUACACGGACACCAGGGUGCUGCUACUUGUGCAGUGUUCUCCAGGAAAGGGGACUUUUUUGCCUCAGGAGGUGCUGAUGAACAGGUGAUGGCGUGGAGAACCAACUUUGCCUCCGUGGACUAUGGAGAGGUGUUACGCAGUCAAACGCUCCUCGCUGGUGAAAAUGGCACCUCAAGCAGGUCUGCACACACCAGCUCUCAAACCCAGAGUAGACUACAGCCAAGUGGAACCACCACUGUCAAAAGCUCGUCGGACCGGCUUACCAGCAGAGGUACGAGCGGACUCCGACUUGGACCGGCCAGGGGUUCGAGUGACCUCCUCAUGCCUGAUGACCAGGAGGAGGAGGUGGAGGAGGAGCAGUGGCAUGAACCUCCCCUUGCUCCUUCAGCCGCGGCCAGGGAGGAGGCCAUACCUCCCGCCCUGGCCAGCACUCUGGAGAACAUAGUGGUUCAACUGGACGUCCUUACACAGACGGUGGCGAUUCUGGAACAGAGGCUCACUCUGACAGAGGACAAGCUGAAGGAGUGUAUUGACAACCAACAGAAGAUUGCGCUGCAGCAGCAGCAACUCCAGCAGCAGCAAGAGCAGCAGGCCGGCCAGUGAAGGGGAGAAGGAUGCAUCUCUAGCUGGAACCUGAAGGACAAAAGGCCAGGGAGGCCAGGUGUGAAGGCUGGAUCUCCUUAGCUGAGAGGAUGAGAGACUUGGGGUCCUUUCCAACAUCCUAACUCCCGGCCUCCCCAAGUGCUUGUGGCCUCAUGACAAUGCCACAAGGCGUCAUGGAGGACAGAAAUGUCAUUCGAUAUCUUGCAAAAGCACAAUUGAAAUGUCAUUUUUUUCAUUUGCAAUCAGAAUGUUGAAAGGGGAGUUCCUCAAAAGUUUCUCACAAGCACAGGUUGAGGACGGGAGUCAGGAUAUUGGAAAGAGCCCUUACCUGCUGUACCCCUGCUCCUUAUUUCCCCACUUGGUGACUCAUGCCCCACACACACACACACACACACACACACACACACACACACACACACACACACACACACACACACACACACACACACACACACACACACACACACACACACACAUACACACACAUACACACACACACCCCUGCCAUUGUUUUGGUCACCUCUCCUCUCCGUUCUUUCCAGCCUGAUGCCUGAGAAACGUUGAACUUUGAACUUUCAAAGCACAUACGUAUAGUAUGUAGAGCUCAUCUACAUCUUGUGGACCUGUGGCUUACAUCUCUUGAAAAACCACUCGGACGUCAAACUGUUCCUUAUUUCUAGGUAUGGUGUUAUGCUUGGACAACAUCCGUGGGAUUUUAUUAUUGUUGCUGUUUAGAUUUGUUUUACUAGAAAGUAAGCGAACUGGAGAGGGGUAUGGAAAAUUACACAAAAACUGUCAAACGUCCACAACAAAUGUUUGGGCUUUGAGGAAUUGGCAGAGAGAAGGUUGUCUGCUGAACAGAAGUGGUUCCCUCAGUUAUGCUUAGCCAUGAAAAUCAACGUAAAUGUUAAUGGUAAACACCCCGAUGCCUCAGUCAAAUGAAACACAUGUACAACACACGUUUGACUGGAUCAGCUGAAUUAAACUUGGCAUCGGCACUUCUUCAUUCCUGCUUUUUCUGUUAAGUUAUAUUACGGUAAGUUAACCAUGGAACUCAACAGUCCCAAUGUUUGGGUGCCUUAAUGCUGAUCUGCAGUGAAACUUGAGCUUCCAUUAGAGGCUCUUUCGUUUGUUUAGUGUGGUGUUACUGGGUGCAUUCUACUUUGUUUGUUUUUGUUGUGUGAUAGGCUUAAAUUAAUUGCUUCCUGAUCUUGUGUUUUUACAAAGCACAGCUUGAGGCAAGAGUGGAAUUAUUUUAAGUGUGAAGAUUGUCAGACAAAAUAUGUUUAAUAAGUUUAUGAAAUAAUAAAAUGAAAAUUAAA